Gryllus bimaculatus (two-spotted cricket) is the source of this 3067-nucleotide messenger RNA. The record is from the annotation of a GenBank genome assembly. NCBI's taxonomy places the organism in Eukaryota, Metazoa, Arthropoda, Insecta, Orthoptera, Gryllidae.
GGAAUUAAUACAGAAUAAGAUGGCGCAUUUGGUAGCUGUAUAAUGUUUCUUGUUUAAACGUUCGAUACCGUUUACUAAUAUUCUGCUAAUUCUCUUUGAUUUGCUUUGGAUCUAGCCUCGUCUAUAACCAUUGGCCAUCAUAUUAGUCUUUGAAGAGAGCAUAUUUGAGUAGAUAAUAUGGGUGUGAUUUGAGCAGAUUUUGGUGAGAGACCAGAGAGAGAUAUAAACAGAAUGUGAGGCGAUAGGCCGUGAGAGGCUCUCAUGUGCGGCGCACAGCGCACGCGUAGACUCAUGUCAGUCCAAGUUGGGGUAUUGGUGUAGGUUAUUGUUUUCUGUCAAUAUACAAGUACUAUCCGAUUACGUUAAAAUUUGAUCUGAAAUGAAAUGUGCCGUGAUUCUUUGAGAGCAGAUUUCUUUAUUAAUACUAGCUCGUAAAAAACGAUUUUGUUGCAAUGGCUUCAAGUAUUACUGGUCAGCCUUCGAGCAGUUUCGAUUUUACCCUGGCCUCUGAUGAAGGUAUUGAAGAAAUAUGUAAGACGACAUCGCAAAUCAGAAACGAGAGAGGCAUCUACACUGAAGACUUCGAGUACACCCAUACUACAUGUUACCUGUGUAAUGGUUAUUAUGGCCCUUGUUUUGAAGAGCCGGUUUGUGCAACAUGUCAUGCGUUUCUUUUCCCUGGUGAUCUAAGUUAUUCCGAAGCAGUUCCUAUAUUUAGUGAAAAAACUGAUGAUGGUGAUUCUGGCAAUGAUGAACCAGCUGAUUUAUAUUUUGCUGGAGAACGACGGCAAAGUCAGCUGGCACAACUAGCUGGGGGUCGAGCUGCUGAAGGCUCUGCUGCAAAUGUUGGGAGAGUGCCAGGGGAGGCUCGACCUGUUCCAGCACCAGCCCGUCCACAGAGCCUGGACCAGCGAUUGGAAAUGUUGAGUACAGCAAGGCAACCAGAUGAUUUGGACCCUGGGGUAGUGGAGUGCCUGCCUCCAGAAGUUUUACUGGCAGUGUUCUCUUACCUGGAUGACCUCUCUCUUUGGAGUGUGGGAAAUGUGUGCAAGCGCUGGCGUCACCUAGUUUGCACUCAUGUUGCCCCUGAGCAGUGGCGUGCUUCCACUUUGCGACGCUGGCCACUAUUCAAACCUUUGCGUGCUGUUCAUGACUGGUUUGCUGCCUACUCACAGUUGAUGAAUAGUUGCCCCUGCAAAUCAUGCCUGCAGCAGAUGGCUUUGCAGUCACAUCCCCCUGGAGAAGAAAACUCCUGGCGUCGUAACCGUUUACGCAAUGAACUUAAAAGUUUGCGUACUGAUCCACCAGAAGGAAUUGAAGCAGAACCCCUAGAUGCACAGUGUUGUCAUUGGCAAGCUAGCAUCACAGGACCUGCAGGCAGUCCGUAUGAAGGUGGCUUGUUUUUCUUGUAUUUGCAAGUGCCAUAUAGCUACCCAAUGUGUCCACCUGUGGUGCGUUUCCUUACACGCAUCUUCCAUCCAAAUGUGUCAAGGCAUGGUGAUGUGGGCAUAGACUCCAUUCAACACAACUGGAGUUUGGCUCUUACUAUCAGUAAGGUGCUCAUAUCUGUGCAAAGCUUACUUACCGACCCAUACUGUUUGGUUUGUAUGGAGCCUGGUGUUGGGGAAUUGUACCUGAAUGACCGAGCAACAUUUGAAAGUGUUGCUCGUGCUUGGACGUGGCGGUAUGCCAUGACAGAUGUAUUGCCUUGCAAGUGAAAAUUUAUCUAGAGUAUAGAUAUUAUUAUGCAAAUAGAUGUUGUGUGGUAACCAAUCAAAUUGAGUGUAUUGAUGUGGAACUAUUGAUCUUCAGUUGGGGGAGAAUAUUGAAGGAUCUGGUUUAAAGCACAACCGUACAUAUUUUUAAGUGUUUAUAAUGUAACAAAAAUUACUGCCCUAAUUUGUGGGUGGAAAGCAGAAAGAAAUGAUAAUACAAGUAAAUGAUGACUUGAUAAUUCAAGAAGUCUUAUAAUGUGCAUUUCUCAAUCAGAGCAAACCUUUCUAUUAGCAUUCCUAUGUUUUUUUUUCCUUUCUUUUCACCGGUUAAUUUAGGAAUGAUUGGGGAUAUGUUCUUGAAACCGGGACGAAAGUGUUGUCUUGCUGAUAUAACAAUAAUUUUUGAAAAGAUGGGCUGUUGUGGACUGUGUAUGUUUCCCAAGUGAUAUUUUCUUCUGGUAUGAAAGAAUGUUGUUUCAUUUUCUGACUUGGCUAUUUCUGUUUUUGUAUAAACUUGAAUAAUUGAAUCAUGUUUAGUCUAAAAAAUUAAGGGAAGAAUGGUACACAAUAUCUAAUGCAUGUGAAUCGGUUUCCUGCAAAGAAAGAUGCUUAUGAAUGGCCUAAGUAAAUUCUGUAAAUAUGCUUUCUCUGUUGAGCUUGGUAAGACACUUUCUUCGUUAUUGUGUCAGUCAACACACUCAGUUUUAGAUGUUAUAUCUUAAUAUUAAUCAUUCAAGUGUAUUUUUUGUGGUUCGGCAUUGAAUUAUAUAUUUUAUUUGUCUAGAAAAUUCUAUUAUCUAUUUCAAAAAAUUUAUAUUAGAAAAAAUAUAUAUACAUCAGUUGUAACAAUCACAUUGUGUACAGAAAUAAGACUUUGAAAAUAUGUACAUCACAUAGACAAAAAAAAAUGUAAAUAUCUCUGAAGAAAUAUAUAUUUACUUCAUUAAAGUCCUUCAUUUAACUUUUACUUUUAAGUAAAGCUGUAACAACUUCACUUGUUUGAAGAUGAUGCCGAUCUAUCUAAAGAUCAUGAAUCUUUAGCUUGAAGCUUUCUGCAGUUGUUGCAAAGAAGCCUGAAGAGAAGUGGUCAUUGAUGGUCUCUGAAGAUCGUUCAAUAGCAUUAAAAGUAGGGUGGUGGCGAUUCAUACUGGGGUGGAGGGGAUGCUGUUUGCAGUCGGUUUGUGAUAAAGCUGGGUGAAGUCGCUGUUGAUGUAUGAUCAGUUGAGCUUUCGUUUGGCGCCGUGGGCGUGUAGGGCGGCGGGGGCGGUCCCCAGUAGCUGCCAUCAAAGCGGUUUUGUGCUGGAGGAUCGUCGGUUGAGGUAGGGAUGACAGCAAUCAGCAAAUGGUCUGUA